GUGCCACAUUCCACUGUAUGAUAUGUUUACUUCCGUCAAUAUUUCCAGAGGAAAGCUGCGUUUCUCAAUACAACAACGGAAUCGCUCUCUCAUGAUUUAACGUUAAUCGUGGCAAUACAACAGUACACACACAGGUAACUAGCAGCUAGCUAGCUACACAAACAGCAACUGUCUUCUUGCACACUCCUCGGGUGAAGGAUGCCUUUCUUGGGCCAGGACUGGAGGUCGCCAGGAUGGAGCUGGAUCAAGACCGAGGAUGGCUGGAAGAGGAUCGAGUUCUAUGGAAAUGAAUUGGGAGACAACAACAACGGAAUAGACUUGGAAGAGCUCUGCGAUGAAAACAAAGAGAAUCUGUUUACUGGAAAUGUGUGCGAGGUAGCUGCCAAAAAGAGGAAAAAAGACUUCUACAACAACAACACCAAAUCACAGUUUGUUUACCAGGAGAAGUGGAUCUAUGUUCAGAAGGAGAGCACGAGAGAGAGACAUGGAUACUGCACGCUAGGGGAAGCCUUCAACCGUCUAGAUUUUUCCAGUGCCACUCAGGACAUCCAGAGAUUUACCUAUGUGGCAAAACUCCUCCAGCUCAUAGCCAGGUCUCAGCUGCCGUCCCUCAGUGGAGCAGCUCAGAAGAACUACUUCAACGUGCUGGAGAAGAUCGUACGGAAGGUUCUGGAGGACCACCAUAACCCUCGCCUUAUCAAGGAGCUGCUGCAGGACCUGAGCUCCACCCUGUGCAUCCUGACCCGGGGCAUGGGCAAGUCUGUCCUGGUGGGCAACAUCAACAUCUGGGUCUGCAGGCUGGAGACCAUCCUCAACUGGCAGCAGCAGCUCAACAACCUGCAGAUACCCAAGCAACUGUCCAAUGGGAUUACGCUGCGUGACCUGCCACUAGACAUGCAGAACAACAUCCUGUACAAGUUCGCCGACGCCUGUGACAUCAUCAACCUGGGACAGGCUACGCCCACGCUGCACAUGCUCAGUGAGGACCGGCACCUGUGGAAGAAGCUGUGCCAGUUUCACUUUGCAGAGAAACAGUUCUGCAGGCAUCUGAUCCUGUCAGAGAGGGGCCAUGUGGACUGGAAGCUCAUGUACUUCACCUUACAGAAAUACUACCCCAAGAGAGAGCAGUACGGAGACACACUGCACUUCUGCAGACACUGUAGCAUCCUCUUCUGGAAGGACCGCCACCUGGCCUUAUUAUUCAAGGACUCUGGACAUCCUUGUACAGCCAACGAUCCCGACAACUGCCUCAUGCCUGUUUCCCCUCAGCACUUCAUAGACCUCUUCAAAUUCUAGACCUCCUUUUGGUACUCCAGACCAGGAGAGGGUUAACUUUUACCCCCUCCUCUCCUCACCUCUCCUCUCUGUGUAGUGUUUUUUUACCCUUAAAAAACAAAGGGCUCAGAGGAAGAAGACGUGUUUUGUUAUUUCAUGUUUUUCUGCACAUUUUUAACUCUGACUAAAAACAACAAUAUGAGAGAGGAAAAGAAGAGAUGACAUUACGUUUUUGAGUGUUGUAGAUGGGAUAAACGGUGUCUGAUGCAUCUAUGGCAUUAAAGAGAACUGCAGUGCUCAUUAUUGACACCUUGUUGGGAAAUAACUGAUUAUUCCAUAUGAUGGCUUGGUGGCCAUUUUUAGGCUAGUUUGCCUACUGUUUUUUGUUUGUUUCCUUGGUAACAGAAUGCAUGUCCAGUGUAGUUGUAGGUCUCUCUGUCCUUCUGUGUAUUUUUGCCGUGCUGUGCAUAUAAGGCGUCAACACUAAAAAUAAAUGUACAUGUUUGUUGUAACAAUUA
Messenger RNA from Coregonus clupeaformis (lake whitefish), 1793 nucleotides. RefSeq names its product F-box protein 25 (gene fbxo25). The record is from RefSeq and is a predicted model, not a curated record. NCBI's taxonomy places the organism in Eukaryota, Metazoa, Chordata, Actinopteri, Salmoniformes, Salmonidae. Gene Ontology annotation, molecular function: protein binding. The transcript has 11 exons. Gene Ontology annotation, biological process: protein ubiquitination. The coding region runs from base 199 to 1296 and encodes 365 amino acids. Gene Ontology annotation, cellular component: nucleus; SCF ubiquitin ligase complex; cytoplasm.